Messenger RNA from Daktulosphaira vitifoliae (grape phylloxera), 1200 nucleotides. Its product is annotated as platelet-derived growth factor subunit A-like. Bases 121 to 1059 code for a protein of 312 amino acids. The record is from RefSeq and is a predicted model, not a curated record. Gene Ontology annotation, cellular component: membrane. Gene Ontology annotation, biological process: positive regulation of protein autophosphorylation; positive regulation of cell population proliferation. Gene Ontology annotation, molecular function: growth factor receptor binding; growth factor activity. The transcript is spliced from 7 exons. NCBI's taxonomy places the organism in Eukaryota, Metazoa, Arthropoda, Insecta, Hemiptera, Phylloxeridae.
GACGAUAUCGCGCGGGCGGCGUCCUCGGCGGUCGAGCAGUAGCGUAGUGCGCGCGUACUUCAUACCGCUACAGCUAGUAACACUGAGAACUCUAUACUGGCUGCACGUACUGACGACUAUAUGCCGCCUUUCGCUAACUUGACCGCCUUCGUGCGGUUUACUGCAAUUCUAUGCUUAACGCUCACGUUGGUCCCAGCAGACUCAACCCGACAAACUUCUGCUAUAAGAUUUGGGGACUUCCCUGGUGCGGAUGUUGAACACAUGGACCGGCAGGACCGACCUUGCUGUGGCUUAUCAGCCAAUGGUCACAGCCGUGACGUCAACCGUGGGUCUCGAGAGAUUCCUUUAAAUGUCAUACGGGAGCUGAACCAAGUAUCCAAUGUUUCAGAUUUGUUUCGGAAGUUCAUGCCCGAUGUAGACUUACAUGAAGCACAACAUUUAGUUGCUACCACCUCUGGCGUCCAAACUCGUACUGCAUUGAAUUUAGAGAGAAGAUCUAAUUUAGUACCUAAAGCUUCAGGUUGUACGCCUGAGUACAGAUCGGUCAAUCUUAAAGACAAUGAUGACCCUAGCUUAUACUAUUAUCCACCAUGUACUAGAGUGAACCGGUGUGGUGGUUGCUGUGCCCACGACCUACUAGCAUGUCAACCUAUAAAAGCAGAGAUGUUGAACUUUGAGGUAAUGGUAUCGCAAUACAAUGAAGAAGGAAAAUUAGAAUAUAAAGGACGAAAAGCUAUAACGGUAGAACAGCAUUUAAAAUGUAAAUGCGAUUGCAUUGUAAAAGAAAAGGAUUGCAAUCACUUACAAGUAUAUCAUCCAAAUGAAUGUCGUUGUGUUUGUAGUAAUGAUGAAGACCAAGACAAAUGCAAUGCAGAACAAGAUAUAAAGCUAUGGAAUCCAUCUACAUGUUCGUGUCAAUGUCGGGAUGUACAAGAAUGUACUUCCGGAUUCCUGUUCGACUAUAAUUCUUGCAGGUGUGAACCUACCUUGAGAACAAAACAAAGAAAUCCGGCAUACGACAGUUUCAAUCGCAACAGAUAUAAUAUCGGGCAAUCGUAGUACAAUAUAAUGAGCAUCUCAAAUUACUUAUAAAUAUAAACUUUUGUACUAUUAUUAUUUAUUAAGUACCUUUAAGUAACUAUAAUGUUGUGAAAAUGUAAAUUGUAAAUAAUUAAUUGACAAAAAUGGUUAAUUUAUUGA